AUCAACCGUCACCGCGUAACGGUCCUUCACACUGCGAGGAGAGGGCAGCGAGACAGCAGGAGGGUUAAGCGUUUCACCUGUUGCUGGUCAUUUUGAAGCUGUACGUGUUACGUCUUUGGGAAAUCCUCAAAUGAAGCUUGUUAAAGCCAAAGAUCCUGCAGAUCUAAGGAAUACAUCAGGGUCUAGGGAUGCCACUAAGCCCAGGCCGCAAGAAGGUUCCAGAGAUGACGGGAGAUCCAUGGACUCUGUACGUGUUACGUCUUUGGGAAAGCCUCAAAUGAAGCUUGUUCCAGCCAAAGAUCCUGCAGACCUAAGGAAUACAUCAGGGUCUAGGGAUGCCACUAAGCCCAGGCCGCAAGAAGGUUCCAGAGAUGACGGGAGAUCCAUGGACUAUUCUUCACAGGUACGUCUUUUAGCAAGAAUAGAAUGGCGUAACUCCAGGAAACGCAUCUGGAAUGUUUUAGACAGGACCCAAAAAGGUCAGGUUAUAAGUAAGUUCAACACAGAAGAAAAAGGAAAAAAGAAGAAGAGAAAAUUAGGUGGCACUGCUGUGUACAAUACUUUAAAGGAGAAAGUGGGCGUGUACAUAAAUAGAGUCAUCCGGUCGCUUUCGGUUUAUUUGCGUCCACCGUCAAGCUCGGUUGUACGAGUUGCAAAGAUGGUGGACAGACAGCAAGGUGCCUCUUUUAGCAAAACCGGUACACCGAUGGAUGGGGUGUUUCAUAGCCAGUUCGAAGAGACAGUUCGUCCUUAUAUCGACCUGAUUGACACGCUGAGGGAAAUCGGGGUUGGAGAAGAUAUCUCCCUCCCGAGUAUAGCAGUGAUUGGAGAUCAGAGCUCUGGGAAAAGCUCUGUGCUGGAGGCACUGUCUGGGGUGGCGUUACCCAGAGGGAGUGGUAUCAUUACCAGAUGUCCUCUGCAGCUUAAGCUGAGGAAAAUCAAGAAUGAAGUCAAAUGGCAAGCAGUCCUGUCUUACAAAGACACGAGCAUUAAGCUUGAAGACCCAUCACAGGUUGAGGGUUGUGUGUCGAAAGCCCAGAAUAUGUUGGCUGGUGAUGGAGUUGGAAUAUGUGAUGACCUCAUCACUCUGGAGAUCAUGUCUGCUAAUGUUUGUGACCUCACACUGAUCGAUCUGCCUGGCAUUGCACGAGUUCCUGUACAGGGUCAACCUGAGGAUAUCGGAGAUAAAAUCAAAAACCUCAUACGAAGAUUCAUAGAAAAAAAUGAAACCAUCAAUUUGGUUGUGGUCCCUUGCAAUGUUGACAUUGCAACAACUGAGGCACUGAAGAUGGCACAGGAGGCGGACCCUGAAGGGAGGAGAACUCUGGCUAUUCUUACUAAGCCAGACCUUAUUGACAAAGGCACAGAAAAAAUAAUAUUGAAAAUAGUCAGAAAUCAGGUUAUCCCUUUAAGCAAAGGAUACAUCGUUGUUAAGUGCCGUGGCCAAAGGCAGAUUGAGGAUGGAACGUCUCUGGAGCAGGCUAUUCAAGAGGAAAUAGGCUUCUUCAAAAACCAUGAAUUCUUCAGGUGUCUGCUUCAAGAGGAGAAAGCAAGUGUUAACUGCCUUGCUACAAAACUGACUCAAGACCUGGUUGAUCACAUUAAAAAAUCACUGCCUCUGCUCGCAGACGAGAUAAAUAAACAGCUGCGGAACUCAAGAGCCGAGCUGAAUCACUACCAUAAGGUCAGCCCACCUCUGGAAACAGAAAACCUGAAGGAGUUCUUCAUUGGUAUCAUGAUCAAGUUCAAUGAGAAAAUCAACCGCAUGGCAUCUGGAGCAGCUGGUUAUAGGGACAAUUUAUUUGUUCAGCUUAAUUCAGAAUUCAAACAGUGGAAAGAACAGCUUGACUGUACAAAGUCAUCAUUUCAUCAGGUGGUCCAGGAUGUGGUGGAUGAUUACGACCUGAAGUACAGAGGAAGGGAGCUGCCUGGCUUCAGUGAUUAUAAUGUGUUUGAGAUGGUGGUGCAGAGACUUGUGAUCGAAUUGAAGGAACCAGCCAUUGACAGACUCAGAGUAAUAAGAGAAAUCAUCCAGGAACAGUUCUUAGAUGUGUCAGAAAAAUGUUUCCCCAUCUAUCCUCAUCUCCAAAAUGUUGCCAUGAACAAGAUAGAAGACAUUCAGUUAAAGCAAGAAGAAAAGGUGGAGCAGAGGAUCAUGGAGCAGUUUGAGAUGGAGAAACUGCUCUACACUCAGGAUGAAAUCUACUUUAAAACCUUGAACGAGAUCCAUUCUUCUGGGGAACUAGCUUCAGAGGACAGAUAUCCAGGGCUAGAGAGCAGGAACAAGUAUCCUGAAAUGCUGAAAGCUUAUUAUGAGAUUGUUGUGCAGCGGUUGGCUGACCAGGUGCCCAUGCUGAUCCGAUACUUCAUGCUAAAGGAGUCUGCUCAUCUGCUCUGCACUGAGAUGCUGGGGUUAACAGAUUGCGCCAACAUAGCUGAGGUCCUUCGUGAGGAGUCGGACAUCAGCAGACGCCGCAUUACCACGCAGGCCCGCAUAGAACGCCUCACCAUUGCUCAAAAGAAGCUAAGAAACUUCAUUUGAGGAAGACGACCCUGGCAACAGCUCACACUAUAGUAAAAGAGGGAAGACACUAUGAAUUAUUUAGAUGCAACAAUAGCAAUGACCUUUUUGCUUUUAAAAAGAUAAACUGUUCAUUUUAUGUCUGUUUACUGUUGGAUUGUGAUGUUUGUUCAGCCAGGUACAGACAGACUGAAGUUUCUGUUCAUAUAUAAAUUUUCCAUUUUUCAUUUUUCAAAAUUUUUCAUUAGUACCAUUUUUUGGUUUGCAUUUUUAGUUUAGUUUGUCUUAAGGGUGCAUUAUAGUUUUGUAUAGAAAACAUUAUAGUUUUAUAUUAUGAGGUGCAUUAUAGUUUUAUUUUGUUUUUCUGAAAAGCUUUAUAUUCAUUUUUAUGCAGUGUUUAGUUUUAGAAUUAUGAUGAAAGCUUCGAUAGGAUAUGUUCUGUAGGAUAUAAGCGAUAAACACUUUAAAAUGCAUGAUCUCUAUAUAACCUUCAUUAAUUAUUUGUGAGAUUUAUGUAUUGAAUGCACAUACUCAAAUCUUGUUAACAUCCUCAUCUGUGUGAAUAUAAACACAAAUAUGCCUUGUGGUGUAUGUAUAGAUAUCCCUAUUCUCACACUGAUUGUCUUCAAAGCUGUGUGGGCUAACAGUAUUGUAUUAAUGAAAGUGUGUAGCUAAGACUGGCCUUUCUUUGUAGUGAUACAGUUAGUGGAUAGGGUGGGCUAGUCUGCAUCAAGUAACACUCAGUCUGAAAAUGAGGCUCGCCAGCCUUGUGUUUUUGUGCUGUUUUUGUGUUGUUGAAAAUUGUCAUCUUUAUUUUUAUUACACUUAACAAAAGCUUUUUUUUCCUGCCCUUUUUCGUUUGUGGUUUGACUCUCUUCUUCACUACACCAGAGAUACUUAGAGCCUGUUAUUGCUAGAGAUGAUUAGGUGCAUGGCUUAGCUAAGAGUAUAACUUAACUUAGGUGUUUGAAUAGGCUGAAUGAAGCAUGUAAACAGUGAAAUGAUUAUAAACAAAUAAAAAUGAUUACUGGAAAUGAUUA
This is a messenger RNA of Pygocentrus nattereri (red-bellied piranha), 3561 nucleotides long. RefSeq names its product interferon-induced GTP-binding protein Mx3-like. NCBI's taxonomy places the organism in Eukaryota, Metazoa, Chordata, Actinopteri, Characiformes, Serrasalmidae. Gene Ontology annotation, molecular function: GTP binding; GTPase activity; microtubule binding. The transcript is spliced from 19 exons. Gene Ontology annotation, biological process: defense response to virus. Gene Ontology annotation, cellular component: membrane; cytoplasm; microtubule. The coding region runs from base 131 to 2542 and encodes 803 amino acids. The record is from RefSeq and is a predicted model, not a curated record.